UACUCCAUGUCAGAUUCCAACACAACCAACUUCACCAACCCCUCCACCUUCAUCCUGAUGGGCAUUCCUGGACUGGAGGCAGCCCAUGUCUGGAUCUCCAUCCCCUUCUUCACCCUGUAUGCUAUAGCCAUCUUGGGGAACAUCACUAUUCUAUUCAUCAUAAAGAUGGAGCAGAGCCUCCAUGGGCCCAUGUACUAUUUCCUCUGCAUGCUGUCCAUCACUGACCUGGUCCUGUCCACGGCCACUGUGCCUAAAAUGCUGAGCAUCUUCUGGUUCAAUUCCAGGGAGAUCAAUUUCAGUGCCUGCCUCACCCAGAUGUACUUCAUUCACUGCUUCUCAGCGAUGGAGUCUGGAAUCUUGGUGGCCUUGGCUUUGGAUCGCUACGUGGCCAUCUGUGAUCCCCUGAGACAUUCCACCAUCCUGACAAAUUGUGUUGUGGCCAAGACCGACCUGGCCUUGGUUCUGUGCAGCGGCAUGCUCACACUGCUCUAUCCCUUCCUAGUGAGGCAGUGGCCAUAUUGCAGAACCAACAUCAUCCCCCACUCCUUUUGUGAGCACAUAACCGUGGUGAAGCUGGCCUGUGCCGACACCCGCGUCAGUAGUUACUAUGGCCUCUUUGUGGUAUUCUCUGUGAUUGGUCUGGAUGUGCCUUUUAUCACCGUGUCCUAUAUCCAAAUCCUCAGGGCCAUCUUCAACCUCCCCACAAAGGACUCCCGGCUGAAAACUUUUGGGACCUGUGGUUCCCACCUUUGUUGCAUAUUAUCUUUCUACCUUCCAGAAUUCUUCUCCUCUCUCACACACCGGUUUGGCCACAAAGUGCCCCUACAUGUCCUUGUUCUCAUUGCCAAUGUGUACCUUCUGGUGCCCCCCUUGCUUCACCCCAUCCUCUAUGGUGUGAGGACAAAACAGAUCCGGGACAGGCUGCUCAAGCUUUUUACUCAUAAAGGGACCUAAUUUUUUUAUCCUGGUACUCAGGCUCUCUGCAGAGAUGGCUGGUAACAUGGUGCUGGGCCCUCUUUUCUGAAUCAAUUCCUGGACAGUCAGAGAGACAUUAAACCUUUUUAUGAACUUAUUGUUCUAUGCCAGCAUGGCAAUCUGGG
This is a messenger RNA of Chelonoidis abingdonii (Abingdon island giant tortoise), 1100 nucleotides long. RefSeq names its product olfactory receptor 52E8-like. Gene Ontology annotation, cellular component: plasma membrane. Lineage: Eukaryota; Metazoa; Chordata; Testudines; Testudinidae. Gene Ontology annotation, molecular function: G protein-coupled receptor activity; olfactory receptor activity. The record is from RefSeq and is a predicted model, not a curated record. Gene Ontology annotation, biological process: G protein-coupled receptor signaling pathway.